AAAACAAACAUUUUAGCCUAUAAGGGACAAAAAGAAUCCACCCUAAAGACUACUAGUAGACCCAGGAACCCCACUGUGGGAACCCGUGUGACAUAUUUGAAUGUUUUCUAGUUGUAUAUAAUUGGCUGGCAGGGAAAACACCCCCCACCCACCACCCACCACCCCUGACCUGCUGCGAAGUAAAACGUCACCGGAUCCACUCCACGUUUUUCCCUGCGCCCUUAUUAAGAGCUGUGUGGGAGAAUUAGAGGAAAUAACAAGGCACAACAAACAAGAGGGGCGUGCAGAAUAACAGGAAAACGUUGCUAUUUGUUGACUGAAUGGGGAGAAAUGUGAUGGAAAAGGAGAAAGCAGGACGUAUUUGUCUUUCUGCUGCUGCUUCUGCUGCUGCUGCGUUCCCGGAGCAUCAUCUGCAGCUUCACCGGAGGAUGCUGCAUCUCUCUCGCCUCUCUGCUCUCCUCUGCUCCUAAUCUGUGCAGCAGUCUCCUCAGUUGCAUCCCGCUGUGAGGAAGAUGAUGGCUGGAAGAUGAUGUGCGAGCAGGCUUUUCUGGAAGCAGAAAGGUUGACUGAACGUUGAGAAGGUUUUCUCUGAGCAAUCUGCAAGGAUUUUUUUUUUUUUUUGCGCGCCGUCCUCUUCAGUCGCAGACUUCUGUUAGACGCAAAGGAAGGAAAAAAAGAGACCGACUUGAUAAUCUUAAAUGAUUUAACAGUAUCUGUUCCUCAACAUCAACAUAUGCUGGUGUCUUUGCAUGAUCUUAAUCCCCGGUUUGAAGUGGCGGAUGAAAGCCGAUGGCCAGGCGCACCAAAUAUCCUCAGAAGGGGGAUGCAACCUAAAAUCACCAAAUGGUGCCAAAUGCUCUCCACAAACCACAAAACCUCAAAGGGAACCCUGAAUCUGUGACACGCACGACUCUCCUCCUGCGACUUUUUUAAUGGCUUUUGUCUUCAGAAGAUGGAGGGUUUUACUGGUGCUGAACGUGCUCGCGUUUGCUGGGUUCAUGACUUUCUGGGCCAGGUGCAACACACGCAGUGCACAAGCCGCCGUCGGUGCAGAGGCGCCUGCAGACUGGACGAGGCCCAGGGGCAACGGGACGACGGCUCAGGGGCCCAGCAUCAGCAUCAGCCACGAGGGGCUGCUGAAGAGGCUCCGCUCGCUGGAGGAUGUGGUCUACAGGCAGCUAAACGGUCUGUCCAAAUCUCUGGGCCUGAUUGAGGGCUUCGGGGGUCGGGGUAAAGGCGGCCUCCCUGCCACGUUGUUGCCAGCUGAGGAGAGCGACGCUAAAUACAUGAGGGAGAAGUACGGCUACAACGCCUACCUCAGUGACAGAAUCUCUCUGGACCGGACCCUACCGGACCACCGGCCCAGCAAAUGCAAAAAGGUCACCUACCCGAGAGAUCUCCCCCAGAUCUCCAUCAUCUUCAUCUUCGUCAACGAGGCUCUGUCAGCGAUCCUGCGCUCAGUCCACACAGCUGUCAAUCACACGCCGGCUCACUUGCUCAAAGAAAUCAUCCUGGUGGACGACAACAGCGAUGACGAGCAGCUGAAAGGACCACUGGAGGAUUAUGUCAACAAGCGCUACCCCGGCCUAGUGAAGAUCGUUAGGAACCAGAAGAGAGAGGGACUUAUCCGAGCCAGAAUUGAGGGCUGGAAGGCGGCCACCGCCGAGGUGACGGGAUUUUUUGACGCCCAUGUGGAGUUCACCCCAUUCUGGGCCGAGCCGGUUCUGGCCAGAAUAAAAGAGGACCGCACGAGGAUUAUUCUGCCUUCCAUCGACAACAUCAAGCACGAAUCAUUCGAGUCGGAGCCCUACGGGAACUCAGGCCAUGGCUACAACUGGGAGCUGUGGUGCAUGUACAUCAGCCCGCCCAAACAGUGGUGGGACGACGGGGACACAUCUGCUCCCAUCAGGACUCCCGCCAUGAUUGGCUGCUCCUUCGUGGUCAACCGCGUCUAUUUCGCUGAGAUCGGCCUGCUCGACUCAGGCAUGGACGUCUAUGGAGGGGAGAACAUUGAACUGGGCAUCAGGGUGUGGCUAUGUGGAGGCAGUAUGGAGGUGCUGCCUUGUUCCAGGGUGGCUCACAUCUCACGGACAAAGAAACCCUACCACAAUAACAUAGCUGUCCACGCACGGCGUAACUCUCUACGCGUGGCUGAGGUCUGGAUGGAUGAGUACAAGUCCAGCGUCUACAUGGCCUGGAACAUCCCUAUGGAGAACCACGGUAUUGAUUACGGAGACAUCUCUCAGAGGAUUGCGCUGAGGAAGAGACUGCAGCGUAAGAGCUUUGAGUGGUACCUCGACAAUGUUUACCCAGAGAUGAGGAGGUACAACAACACGCUGUUCUACGGCGAGAUGCGUAACUCUAAAGCCAGCCACCUGUGUAUGGAUCAGGGUAAGAAGGAAAACCAUUCGGCCACCAUUUACCCCUGCCAUGGAUGGGGUCCUCAGUUGGGACGUUUCACCAAAGAGGGUCAGCUGUUCCUGGGCGCUCUGGGCAGCACCGGGGAGGAGACUCAUUGUGUGGUGGACGAUCAGAUCAACAAGUCUCCUCAGCUCCUCAACUGUGACAAGGUGACCAACGUGAAGCAGAAGUCAUGGCAUUUCUCUCAGAAUGAAUCAAUCAUAAACUUUGCUACGGGACGCUGUCUGGAGGUGUUGCCGGCUAACGUCGACUUCGGCCACCUGCUUGUCCUACAGCCGUGCUCCGGGCAGAAGUGGACCAUCAAGAACACCAUGAAGCCGUAGUCGACUGGCCAAUUUCACUGGGACCAAUGACACCAGACGCCAUUUUCAAGAGCGGUCACCUGGCCUCAGCUCAGCCGAGGGACAAGUGAUGAGGCAGAGGCUCCUCAUCUUCUGAAGAAAAGACAGAGAUAGUUUAAAACAGAAAUGAGCAUUGAACAUCUCAGUGAUACUCGGUUUGUUAAAAAUGGUGGAUUUUUACAAACUGGACAUUCAAAAUGACGUUUAGCAUGAGGACUGUUUCUUUCUCCAGCCGAACUGACAAACUUUUGAUGUGACGUUGCCAUAAUUCCUGUGCCACUUCUCUACAAUGUUUUUAGGUUUGAGGACGGAGAUUUGAUCAUCUUUUGUCUUGUGUGGGGUAAAAAAUUAAGGUUUCUAUCUUCAUCCGCACAAUGUGUCGGCAUUAUUUCGUUCUGUUUCAUGUUAUGUCUUUGAAGAUGUUUAAAAAAAAUAAAACACCUGGAAUUAAAUUUUCAGUUAUAUGCAAUGAUCAGAAUUCAUUGGUAGUUUGUAAUAGGCUUCAUUAGUGGUUCUCUACUUUUUAGCUUCUCAAAAUGAAGGAGUGCCUACUUAUGACAGGCAUGAAUUUGAGUUAAACAUUAAUGCCCAAAGUUGAUUUUUUUUUAUUUUAUUGAUUUGAUUUUAUUAGUAUAUAAGCCUAAACCCUGUAAAUAUCUAUAAUUUGAAGGAAAAGGCAUUAACAAGAACAUUUACUGUAUCAGAGCCUGUUUGUUUUUUAGUUAUUGUAGAUCAUCUCAAAAAUCUAAUUGUUGAGGGCUACUGGGCUAAAUCAUGGUUUUAUAUGUUGUGGAUGCAUUUGUCUUUUUAUUGUCAUUUUUACUCAAAACAUUUGAUAGCACCAAAUUUCAUUACAUCUUGUAGCAUGAUUGUAAGUACUGUAUGCACAUGGGGACAAAGUUUAGUUGAGCUGAGCCGAUUUAUUCUGUUAACUGCUGCGUGCCAUAACUACUGCAGAUGGCCAAAACUAACAGGCUGCAGCCUGAAGCACUUUUUUGGACAGAACUGCAGACUAUGAGAGGAAGAUGGAAUCAGGAAUGGAAAAGUGCACAAGUGUAUUGAUUGUGGAAAUGCUGGUGGCCUUUGAGGCGGGAAUUAUUAUUGUAUCAAGAUGUAAAUGAUGUCAUGAAUUCAAUUAAUUCUAUUUUAUCAGCUGGAUUUUUGCUCUCAAGAUUGUCUUCCAAUAAACAACUGGUUUCCUGGUU
Sebastes umbrosus (honeycomb rockfish) is the source of this 3967-nucleotide messenger RNA. RefSeq names its product polypeptide N-acetylgalactosaminyltransferase 17 (gene galnt17). Gene Ontology annotation, cellular component: Golgi apparatus. The transcript is spliced from 12 exons. NCBI's taxonomy places the organism in Eukaryota, Metazoa, Chordata, Actinopteri, Perciformes, Sebastidae. The record is from RefSeq and is a predicted model, not a curated record. Bases 933 to 2744 code for a protein of 603 amino acids.